Sordaria macrospora k-hell is the source of this 2241-nucleotide messenger RNA. RefSeq lists its product as uncharacterized. NCBI's taxonomy places the organism in Eukaryota, Fungi, Ascomycota, Sordariomycetes, Sordariales, Sordariaceae. The record is from RefSeq and is a predicted model, not a curated record. Gene Ontology annotation, biological process: isoprenoid biosynthetic process. Gene Ontology annotation, molecular function: prenyltransferase activity.
AUGGAUAUGUUGGACGGCCAUACUUCAGAGCUCAUCGGCCUCUCUCGAUACGACACCCACGGAUUCCUCAGUCCUGGCGGCUAUACCCUAAGAAGACACAAGGCCGAGACACUCGCCAACGCCGGCUGUUAUGAGGCGCGACAGGACUGGAUCCAGUAUAUUGGGGCGGCCGCGGAGGAGUUUGGCAACUGUAACCCCGUCAACGGGAACUUCACUGCCGUAGUCCUGCCCUUGGCUAAGCCUGAGCGGUUGCGGCUGGUGGCGUAUAUACUCGAGUAUGCGUUUUUGCAUGAUAAUAUUGUUGAGGUUGCGAAGGAUAAUGCUUCGUCAUCGAAAGACAACGACGCCUUCAGCCUAGGCGACAUGGAAACCUCCCACCAAAACGCCAAACUCGGCCGAAAACAGAUCCAAGCAAAGAUGAUACUCCAGCUCACCCAGACUGACCCCGUCUGCGCCAAGCGCGUCAUGGGCGUCUGGCAACAGAUGCUGGAAACCACCAUCAAAGAUAAAUCCAAGUCGUUUGCUAAUCUCGAGGAAUAUCUCGAGUUUCGAAUCAUUGAUACCGGCGCACCAUUCGUCGAAUCAGUCAUGCUCUUCGGCCUAGGCGAAACCCUAACAAAAGAAGAAGACUCCCUCCUCGCCCCCAUCAUCCGUCCUUGCUAUGCCUCGCUAGCUCUCGCAAACGAUUACUUUUCUUUCCACCGUGAAUGGGCCGAAUACCAGUCCGCCCAAUCCUCUUCCUCUUCCUCCCCUGACGCCCCCAGCGCAGCACCAGCAGCACCCAUAAACCUCGUCUACCUCUACACACAAUGGCAAUCCGUCGACAUCCCCACCGCCAAGCGACUCGUUCGCGAGGCCGCUAACCGUUUUGAAGCGGAUUUCUUGCGCAAAUGUGAAGACUUCAAGAAGAGUGGACAGUCUAAUGACAAGUUGGAUCGCUACCUGAGAGGACUGCAGUACCAAGUCAGCGGCAACGUGGUCUGGAGUCUGAACUGUCCUAGGUAUCAUCCCGAGUGGAGGUAUGAUCCCAAUAAGGGCUUGGAGGAUGCGUUGACGGCUGAGAGGAGGAAUCCGCCUUUUGUUGAACAGGUUGAGGAUGUUGACGCCUCCGUUUCGGACAAGGAGGCGGCGACGAAAAGAAUGUCGAUUGCAUCAGGGGGAUCGAGGGAGAAUGAUUCAGAUGUCUCGACUACUUCUUCUUCGUGGGACGACAGGGCGGCCAGCAGGUCGUCAAGUUUUUCGGCUAUGUUGGAUGAUGACGAGAGUGGUAUGAGGGAGUUCAAGGAGGCGCAGAGGGAGUUAUCGUUGGACUCAUUGCUCCCGAGUGAGGAAAAGUUGGGCAUGGAGAUCGUUAAUGCACCUUUUGAGUACACGAGGUUGAUGCCGUCGAAGAAUGUCAGGGGGACGUUCAUUGAUGCGCUGAACUUAUGGGCAGGUUUGUCGGAGGAGGUGUUGGGGCAGAUUAAGGAGGUUGUUGACGACCUUCAUACUGCGUCGUUGAUGUUCGACGACGUCGAAGAUGGUUCCGAGCUCAGACGUGGUAACCCAGCAGCACACGCCGUGUACGGCAUUCCCCAGACCAUCAACUCUGCCAGCCUGGCAAUUCUCGAGGCCGUACAAAAGGCGAAGGACUUGCCCAUCCCUGGCGCUGUUGACAUUGCCUUGGAGCAACUCCGCGAUCUCCAUGUCGGCCAAAGUUACGACCUCUACUGGACGAGACACAUGACCUGUCCUUCAGAGAGCGAGUACCUGGAAAUGGUAGCAAAGAAAACCGGCGGUCUCUUCCUCCUCCUCUCUCGCCUAAUGAGCGAGCACAUGCCGAAGGAAGUCCGCUCCCUCGUCAAUGAUCUCGUCACUCAAGUAGGCAUCUACUUUCAAAUCCGCGACGAUUAUCAGAAUCUCAGUUCUGAUGAGUACACCGCCCAAAAAGGCUUCUGCGAAGACCUCGACGAAGGCAAGCUCUCCUUCCCACUCGUGCACUACCUCAACACAGAGCGAGGUUCCUCCAACUCGCAACAAGUCCGCGAGGUGCUCCAAGAGCGACAACUGCGGGGUUCGUUGAGUAUGCCGCUAAAGCUGCUCACGCUGCAGCGGCUGAAGAGCUCGAAUAGCUUGGAGUAUACGAGAGACAGUCUAAUGCGGCUGGAAAGGGGCGUGGAUGGCACGAUUGAAGAGCUGGAGAGGUCGACGGGGAAGAAGAAUUGGGUUUUGAGGAUGUGUAUGGCUAAGUUGAGUGUUUAA